GGGACUUUCAAACAUGCUGUCGAAAGCUGCCGCAGGUAUCAGGAAACGCUUCGAGCUUUCUCGUCGACGUCGUCAGAGGGUGGGAAACUCUCACGCCCUCCCUCCCUCGCUCCCUCCCACCCCUGGUCCUCGUCGGGCGAGAGAGUGGAAGAUCCAGUAGCGUCGCCGAUGUAGGGAGUCGGGCCCUCCACGCCGUGCCCGUCGUCCCUCAACGGUGCCCUCCACUCCACUUUGUUUCACUUCGGAGCGAAUCAUUUUCGCGACUUUUCACGACGGGUCUUGCUCCUCCACCUUCGCCACGGAAUUUGCAACCGAUCCGGGACACGUGUGGCCCGAGGAGGAUGCCGGCUCGAGCCCGAGCCAUCCGUCGGCGGAGUGAGUGAGGAAAUGUGAUCAUAUGCAUUUAUGUCAUUUCGUCUCGCGGGAGAGCGGUACGAGAGAAUGUUCGGAGAAUGUGUUCGGCCGGAAAGGUCGAGUUUCAGUGGAAUCGUUCACCAUAUACACACAAUCAUUCCGUCGAGGGCCCGAGCGAGGGCAGCAGACCCCCGGGAUGCCGCAUGCGAGGAAGCGGGCCGUGGGGACAUCGUUUCUUUUCCGAACUUGCAUGGAAGAACGAUGCCUUAAUUCCAGCAUAAAGAGGUCCGUGAACUGUAUAUUCUCCAGCCAUUACUGAGGUUGACUGCGUAGAUCUCAGACGCUUGCUUGGUGAAUCCGACCGCUCAUGUCAUGAAUAUGGGGGCCGAGGAUAUUGUAUACUUCGAGGAACUGUAAGGUCAGCUGAAGAUCAUGGUCAGCUAGCUGCAAUUAGUUUAUAGCUCACUAACUAGACGGUAAUGAAGGUUCUGGUCCAAACUCGCAUACCUGAGUCAUGUCCUUUAAAUUCCUGGUUUGACUAGAAUGUUUCUGGUACAGUACAUGACCAGGCUUCCCUGUAGGAGUUCAACGAACGAAGGGAUCUGACUCCCACCCUUCCAUUGAGUGAACCUGUUUACAUGUGGUAUCAUUGUGGUUGAAUUUGUGAAUCUGCGUUUGGAUAAGAAAUGAAUAUUUGAGGCUUCUGAGGUCC
Molecule: messenger RNA, 1066 nt
Organism: Marchantia polymorpha subsp. ruderalis
Lineage: Eukaryota; Viridiplantae; Streptophyta; Marchantiopsida; Marchantiales; Marchantiaceae
Source: the annotation of a GenBank genome assembly